Messenger RNA from Triticum dicoccoides, 1381 nucleotides. RefSeq names its product short-chain dehydrogenase/reductase 2b-like. Gene Ontology annotation, cellular component: membrane. The transcript is spliced from 5 exons. The record is from RefSeq and is a predicted model, not a curated record. NCBI's taxonomy places the organism in Eukaryota, Viridiplantae, Streptophyta, Magnoliopsida, Poales, Poaceae. The coding region runs from base 254 to 1198 and encodes 314 amino acids.
CUCUUCCUCCCCUGCCCCACAGCCAUAUCGUCGGCGUUGGACUGGCGCCGUCGGGACGAGCCCUCCGAGGCAACUCGUAAAAUACUCCAUGGUCUUUUACUAACCAGCAACCACACCACCACGGUCUAGGGUUAAUCUGGAGCCUAAUCACCCGGCCACCAACCCCCACUCCCACCCAGCGUUCUCUCGCCUCGCCUCGCCGUCUCCGACCCCCACCCAGCCGUCCUAGCCACCCACUGCAACUCCGCAAGCCAUGGAGAAGCCGUCGCACGUAGCCGCCGCCGACGGGAAGCAGGCAUCGCACAGGCUUGCAGUGGUCACUGGUGGAAACAAGGGAGUUGGCCUGGAGGUGUGCUGGCAGCUUGCCGCCCAAGGUGUGACUGUCAUUCUCACCGCGAGGGACGAAAAGAGAGGGAAGGAUGCCGUCGAGUCCAUUCGCCGUGAAUCCAACCUCUCCAACGUAGUCUUCCACCAGCUCGACGUCCGGGAUGACAGCAGCGUCGCCGCUCUAGCGCGACACGUCGAGAGCAGAUACGGAGAGCUUGACAUCUUGGUCAACAAUGCAGCGGUUGUAGGAGUUGCAGCAGACGAGGAAGGCCUCAAAGCUCUGAACCUUGAUGCAGAGACAUGGACAUCUGGCAGAGCAGCCAUUCUGCUCAAAGGCGUGUUCCAGAAUACCUAUGAGGUGGCACGGGAUUGUCUCGACACCAAUUACUAUGGAUCCAAACGGGUAACAGAAGCCCUCCUUCCUCUACUGAAACUAUCCAAGUAUGGAGCGAGGAUCGUUAACGCCUCCUCCCUUGCUUCAGAGCUUAAGAGAAUGCCGAACGAGGAGUUACGGAAGGACCUGAGCAACAUCGACAUCUGGGACGAGGCGCGGAUCGAGGCGGUGCUGAACACCUUCAUGGAUGACCUGAAGAAGGGACGGCUUGAAGAGGCAGGGUGGCCGGCGAUGCUGCCGGCUUACAGCGUGUCGAAGAUGGUGAUCAACCUGUACACGAGGAUCCUGGCGAGGCGGCACCUGGAGAUGCGCGUCAACUGCGUGCGACCCGGCUUCGUCAGGACCGACAUCAACUGGAACCUGGGGACCCUGACGCCGGAACAGGGCGCGAGGGGGCCGGUCAUGCUGGCCCUGCUCCCUCAGGACGGGCCGACCGGGUGCUACUUCGAUCAGACGGAGAUGGUGAAUGUCUGGUAGUGGCUGUUCACUGGAUUGUCAGGAACUACGGUGUGGUAAGUUCAUCUCCCUGAGUCAUGCCUGAGGCCAUUGGCCAGACCAAGUUUCUGUUCGUGCAUUUUAGACAUGAAUAAAGAAUUUAGGACCAGCUAUGGUCCUACAUAGUACUCCUUCCGUCCCAUAAUAUAAGCGCGUUUUUGAAAA